Homarus americanus (American lobster) is the source of this 721-nucleotide messenger RNA. RefSeq lists its product as uncharacterized. Lineage: Eukaryota; Metazoa; Arthropoda; Malacostraca; Decapoda; Nephropidae. The coding region runs from base 74 to 721 and encodes 215 amino acids. The record is from RefSeq and is a predicted model, not a curated record. The transcript is spliced from 5 exons.
CUGGGCCGCCAGAGUCACCACACGUGGCGCCACCUUCGCUCAGCAGUCGACAAGUGUCAAACUUCUUCACAGAAUGAAAACUCGUCGGAAAACCAAAGGAACAGAGGAGAGACAAAGACUACACAGAAAUAUGGCACCCCGUCCAGAAGACUCCCCUGUAUCCACACCACGCACACGUUCACCUGUAAAGGGUGUGCGCACAGGGGGUGUGAGCUGUGCAGGUCCUGAUGCUCUCUCAAUGCUUAACAUGCUGGCUGAGGUGGCUUCUGUAACUCUUCACACUGACCCUUCUGUCACAGACUCAAACCCAACAUAUAAAGCAAAGGCCAGUAGUGCAGCAAGCCGCAAGCCAAGUGACUAUGAGUUGUUGACCUUAGAGCACGUAGCAGGCAUGACAGACAACUUGCUUGUUAAGCUGUUUGCUGAGUUUGAGUCCAACGAAAUGUGGAAAAGGUUCACAUAUACCUGUGGCAUGCUUCCUGCGGCUUGCUCCAAAUACUUCCAGAGCUUUGGUAGUGAGCACAAAGCACGAGCAGGCAUGAAGUCUCAUCUUCAAACUCACCUUAAGAGUCUCAUGGAGGUCCAUAAAAGUACAGGUUGUACCUCUCUAGUCUGGCAACCUCGGGACCUGACCGUUCCCUUUGCUCAGUCUCAGAGAUCUAAAACCAUGAUUGUUCCUAUGGGCUUGAUGCCUGGCGCAGAGUUCCUCCUCUCCCUUUAA